Molecule: messenger RNA, 10145 nt
Organism: Pseudophryne corroboree (corroboree frog)
Lineage: Eukaryota; Metazoa; Chordata; Amphibia; Anura; Myobatrachidae
Gene: FURIN
Product: furin, paired basic amino acid cleaving enzyme
Exons: 16
Coding region: 865-3222 (785 amino acids)
Biological process (GO): peptide hormone processing
Cellular component (GO): Golgi membrane; trans-Golgi network
Molecular function (GO): serine-type endopeptidase activity
Source: RefSeq, a predicted model, not a curated record
GGGCAGGGGUGACCGGAGCCCUGUGUGCAGCGUGUAGUUGUUGUCACCGCUCCAGCGCUGCAACACAAGCCAACCGCGUGUGCACGGUGCUCCCGGACACGUCCUGUACUCCCUGCCCGCAGAGCGGCGUUCCCCAGGCAGCAGCUGAGCAAGUACCGGAACUACAGAGCCCGGAGCAGCGGAGAGCGGCGGGCUGCCCCCGGCCGGGGAGGCUAUGGUGUUCCGGCCGUGACUCACACACAGCAAGCCGGAUCCUGCUCUGAGCGAGCCCUGGAAGUACGUAAUUAUCUGUGGUAAUUAUCACCAGUCUAGCGCUGCUGUCUCCUCCCUUGUCCGGGCUGUGGAGGGGGCGGGCGCUGGGAGAGUGGACUGGCUUAGACGGGAGAUGACGCUGCCCCCAGCGUCCCACAUAAAGCAGCAGCAGCAGCAGCAGAGCGGAGGAGGGAGAGGGGGGAGCCGCGCAGUCUGGAACUGGCAGGAGAAGGGAAAAGUUCUAUACAGAGACUUUGGAACGCCGCAGAGUUCUAUAGGCAGCCCCGGGAGAGAAUGGCCGCACGCAGCGCCCUGACAAGUCGGGCCGGGUGAUUUUUGGAUUUUUAUUCUUUUUUUUUUGGUUCUAGAAUUGAACGUGAAAGAAACGGAGACCUAUUUGGAUUUUUUUUUUUUUUUUCUGGCUGGAGAGUCUUCCACAUCAUUAGGAGGAUUAUUUUUACUUUUGCAGUUGAAAAUUGAUUUUAAGACCCCAUGAUCCCCAGGACUCUGCAAAGUUCCUGCACAGAGGAAGCAGAUUGUGUGGAGUCGGGGAUCUGAUCCGGCUUCGUUUGAGGACUGCUUUCCAUUCAUACCGAAGCGCAAAACUUUGACAUGGAUCUGAGGCAUGCCAUACUUUUUCUGUUGUGGACUUCCCUGACAGUACUGUUUAAAGAUUUGACUGGACACCAGGUAUAUACAAAUACGUGGGCGGUUCGUAUCCCAGGAGGUCCUGCAGCAGCUGACUCCAUAGCCAAGAAGCAUGGGUUCAUUAACCAUGGCAAGAUUUUUGGAGAUUAUUACCAUUUUCGUCAUCGGGCGGUGAUGAAGAGGUCCUUGACUCCUCACAGAACUAGACAUUUUCUUAUAAGUAGAGAUACUCAGGUACACUGGGCAGAGCAGCAGGUGGCAAAGAGGAGAAGAAAGAGAGAUCUUUUUACAGAACCAACAGAUCCCAGAUUUCCUCAGCAGUGGUAUCUGUAUGAUCCAAACCGACAUGAUAUACAUGUGAAAGAAGCUUGGGAGCAGGGAUACACCGGCAGAGGAGUUGUCGUCUCAAUCCUGGACGAUGGUAUUGAAAGGAACCACCCUGACUUGGAAGGGAAUUAUGAUGCUGCUGCCAGCUAUGAUGUCAAUGACCAAGAUCCGGAUCCACAGCCCCAUUACACUCAGCUGAAUGACAACAGGCAUGGUACUCGGUGUGCGGGAGAAGUUGCAGCAGUAGCAAAUAAUGGAAUUUGUGGUGUUGGAAUAGCUUACAAUGCCAAGAUUGGAGGUGUUAGGAUGCUGGAUGGGGAAGUGACAGAUGCAGUUGAAGCAAGAUCACUUGGACUCAACCCUAACCACAUCCACAUCUAUAGUGCCAGCUGGGGACCGGAAGAUGAUGGGAAGACGGUGGAUGGUCCAGCCCAUCUGGCAGAAGAGGCAUUCUUAAGAGGGGUCAGCCAGGGUCGUAAUGGUUUGGGCUCUAUAUACGUUUGGGCGUCUGGGAAUGGAGGAAGAGAACGUGACAGCUGCAACUGUGAUGGAUACACAAACAGCAUCUACACACUGUCCAUCAGCAGCACUACCCAGCUUGGCAAUGUGCCAUGGUACAGCGAGGCCUGCUCAUCUACACUGGCAACCACAUACAGCAGUGGGAGCCAGAAUGAAAAGCAGAUCGUAACAACUGAUUUAAGGCAGAAAUGUACAGACACUCACACGGGGACGUCUGCAUCGGCUCCUCUCGCUGCAGGAGUUAUCGCUCUCGCUCUGGAAGCAAAUAAUAACCUGACCUGGAGGGAUAUGCAACAUCUUGUUGUACGAACAUCAAACCCAUCUCACCUUAAUGCAAAUGACUGGUUAACCAAUGGCGUCGGACGCAAAGUCAGCCAUUCAUAUGGAUAUGGGCUCCUGGAUGCUGGCGCUAUGGUAGCUCUUGCUAAGAACUGGACCACCGUGCGACCUCAGAGAAAAUGUGUAAUUAACAUUCUCACAGAACCCAAGGACAUAGGGAAGCGGUUAGAAGUCAGACGGAAAGUGGAACCCUGCACUGGGAUGUCCAAUUACAUCAGCACCUUGGAGCACAUUCAAGCCAGGUUAACCUUGUCCUACAACCGCAGGGGGGACCUCACCAUUUAUCUGACGAGUCCUAAGGGCACCCGCUCCUGUUUACUGGCACCAAGGCCCCACGAUUACUCUCCAGAAGGUUUUAAUGAUUGGGCAUUUAUGUCGACACAUUCUUGGGACGAGGACCCAGCUGGAGAAUGGGUACUGGAGAUUGAAAAUGCCAGUAGCAACAAUAACUAUGGGACGCUGACACAGUUUGUCCUGGUAUUGUAUGGUACAGCAUCUGAUUCUCCAAACCUUUCCAAUCAAGUUGACGGCGUGGGGUGCAGAACAGUGGCCACGAGUCAGUCCUGUGUUGUGUGUGAAGAAGGAUUUUACCUGCAUCAGAAGACCUGUGUGAAGUCCUGUCCACCUGGGUUCACAGCCAGUGUCCAACGUAUGCAGUACACACAAGAGAACAAUGUAGAACCUCUCCUGGCCAAUGUCUGUGUGGCAUGCCAUUCUUCAUGCUUUACCUGCAAGGGCACUACUGCAAAUGACUGCCUGACCUGCCCUGCUCACUCACACUACAACUCGCUAGACUUCUCCUGCUCACACCAGGUCCAGAUUAGCAGAGAAUCUCCACCAUUGAAAGAGAUGGAAGAAGAUGCAGCUGUGUUGUCUUCAAACUUGCCCAUAAUUGUGGCCAGCCUCAGCUGCAUCGUGAUAGUCAUGAUCUUUGUUGGUGUCUUUUUGUUCCUUCAAGUGCGCUCUGGAGUAAUCCUGGGCAGGAGAAAGUUGUAUAUGUUGGACAGUGGGAUCAUCUCUUAUAAAGGAAUCCCAUCGGAUAUGUGGCGUGAAGAAGGAUUCUCGGAGUCUGAUGUAGAGGAGUUUGAUGCUCACAAUGAGAGAACUGCUUUUAUAAAGCAACAGAGUGCCCUUUGAUGCUGAAUAUGGUUUUGCCACCACAAAACAUCAUACCAUGCUGCAGACUCCGUUUAGGUUUCCCUUCAACACUGGACCAGUCUAUAUAGAUACUGAGAUAAACAUCAGCGUUAUAAUUAUGAUUCCAUCCAGGGAUAUGACUAAUUCCCCGGAAACAUUGAACUUUUUUUUUUUUUUUUUCUUUUUUUUUUUCUUGUCUUGUUGUUGUAAAGUGUUUUUUGUGGGGGUUUUGUUUUGUUUUGGCUUUUUUUCCUCUUUCACUUUCUGUUUUUGUCUGUGUUUUUCAAUCAUUACAUAUUUCCCAAAGGAUCAGUAUGAUAUCUUGGCUGUCAGGAGACCAACGCCAAGAUCCCGAAAGCAGGAAUACUGGCGGUCAGCGCAGCGUGUCCCCUCGCUACGCUCGCCACCAGAGUGGACCACCACCCGCAUGGGGAUUUUGGCCAGCGGUCGGCAUUCCGAUUGCCGGUAUUUCACCGGGUGUUGGGAUUCCGACGUCUGUCUACUGACAGACGGAAUCCUGACAACCGACAAAUUGACUGCCUCCCAUUUCCCAAGACUGUUGGUUUAAACUUAGUGCCUACCAUAUUUCUUUACUGAUCUCUAUUUUAUUCUUUUUGCCUGUAGAAGCGGGUGUCAGAUAACCCUUUCAGUAUCCAAGUUAAGCUGUGAUUUUUCCUAAUGUAAGCCAGAUCUGUGGUGCCUUGGAAGCAUUGGAAACAAAUGGCUUCACUGAUGGGGAAAUUAAUUUUAGGUUGUUUACCAGUGAAUCAUUGUAAAAUGGUUAAGUUAAAGCAUAGGAUCGGUAAUAUGAACCCCAAGGUCAUGUCUCUUAUGCUUAGAAGAUAAUUUGUAUAGGUUCGGCACAGCCGUAUGCCAGUCCAAAUGGUGUGAAAUUUUAAUUUGUUUCUAUUGUAGAUGUACACAUAACUGCAUUUUGAGAGAACAAAUGUAUAGAUUCUUACUAAGCCUCAUUUUUGGAGUUUAAAAAAAAUGCCAUUUGUGUACAAUACUGUAUGUCAGAGCAAUGCACUCUGUGAACGCAUGUUGUGCUGGUGUCACACCUUGUCACGUACUCAGGAAAUAGGGUCACAUUUAUUUCUUUGCACAGUUUCUGUGAAAAUUAUUUGUCACUUAUUUUGGAAAUUGACAUCUUACCUCUUAGGGGUUUAUUUAUGAAGCAUCUGACUGUAAAACCCGGCACUUCUAUUAGCGUUUAUGCCCGAUUAUUUAAAAGACCAAUGCCUUCAUUAGUCAAACAUUGCUAGUAAAAGUAUUGGCCUUUUCAGGUUAAACACGAUCAGAAGUGGCUUUGUGCUUCAUAAAUAAACCCCCGAGUGAAGAAAUGUAAUCACAUACUUAAUGCACACCACACAGCACUGGUAAGAAGAUAAAGGUAUGGUAUCUUUGAUCUGAAAACGUAUUACCCAGAAAGCCCUGAAAACUAGGAAUGAUUAAAAAUAAUAAUUGCUGCUCGGAAUGUUAUACAUGGCACUUGGUGAUUGUCCCUAUAUAGUGCACUGCUGCACCACUUAUUGUAUGUCAGGGAUAAUUCAUGCUUAACAUAUUUGAGGUGUGAUGUUCCAAGCAAUGGGAAAAUCCAAAGUCACAAGCAUUCUAGAUAGUAGGUCCUGUAUCUGUAUUCAAAUCUGCUUGAGGGUCAGCAAAAUGUAUAUAGAAAUUUUAGAUAUGUUUCUGUGUUUUAAUAGAAUAAAAAAGUAUUAGAAGAACAGCUAUGAGGUACAUAGGUUCUCUGGAUGCAAAUUCAUUAAUUGGCACUUUUAUAACCUUUUAACCUAUAGUUCUCCAGAGAACAUGGCUACACAUUGCAGGAUUUGUCACACAACUCCUUGUAAAGGUUUCCGUACAUAACACCUUUGUUCAUAGGUAGCAGGAUUUUAUACUAUACAGUGCACAGCCUAUUCUACCCAAGAGUAAAUAUCCUGACACACUAACAUUGGUACUAAUAUGAUUUGCUCUAAUUAGCAUAGGACAUAAAGGUUAUUGUAUAUGGUGGUGUUGCCUUUGCAAUCCAUAUUGUCAGCAAUUUCUGUCCAUAGACGGCAGAUGCAUCAGUGGAGGCUUCAGGCUAUACGGAGGCUCAAUGUUUGAUAGAUUUCAUAUAUGAUUGAGGGAAUCUCCGUGUUUGAGAUGGGGGUUGCCAUGGUGAUGCCAGCAUGCAAUAAUAUACAGCUUGUGAGCGGCUCUCUGAGUUAUUCUGACACAUGAGAAGAGGCCACACCGCACAUUUCCCCUGCUGGUACCAAAAUCUUUGUCUGGGGUUCAGUAACAACUCCUGCUUACAGCAGAUGCAUUAUUGGCUAUGCGUGUGUUUAGUGGGCUUUCCUAGUUGCUGUACACACUUCCUUUUGCCAGAUGGUUGGUGGUAAUGUUAUGAUGGUCCCAGUCUUAACUGCCAAAUACACCAAAGUUUAAAUUUUAAAACCGCCUUAAAUUGGCACAAUGGUGAGGUUUAUCUAUUAAUGAAUGGUGGAAAAUUACAAAACUAAGGAAGUUACUUUGAUGUGAUGGAAUUUACAGUAUGCAUUGUUUCCUUCCAUUUUACUUUUUAUGCCUUGCUACUGAAUACUUAAAUAGGUGCUUCCUGUACUGCAAAUAAUGUUGCAAUGUGUAGUCUCAAAGCGUUUCAUAUUUUGAACGCCUAGCGUUCAGUACAAAUUCAUAUGUUUAUAAAUAAAUAAAUAAUAAUAAUAAAAUAUGUAGUGAGGUGUGGGUAGGUGGUCUUCUGUCCCUUAAUGCAAAUGCUGCCAGAACCUGACAGUGUGUUCUCCAACAUCUUCUAAUAAGCAAUCUAUACAUAAAGCUUCCAUGCAGGUCUGUUGCUUACACCUGCUUUGUUUUGCCGCUGCAAAUGGAGUCUGUCUGCCUCUAAUGUUAGACUGGCGGUAACCCAUUCUCAGGAAGAGAGACUUGUAAGAAUGUCAUUAGGGUAUAAUAGGAUAAUUGUGGCUUACUAGAAGUAUGUGUAGGGGUCCCGCAUAGUGGUAUGCAGCCUACUUAUUUUAGUCUUUUAAAAUGCCCUUAUUAGAGCAGAUGCUUGAAAACAUAUGACAUGAACAAUCUAUAUUUAAAAAGAAGUAUAAAGGACAAGUGCAGAAUGCAUUUACAUGAUCCAUCUUAUUGCUGGCUUCGCCAUCGACAAAUGCCGCUGACUUUCUGUGCAAAAGCAGAAAGUGCACAAAGCAGUUGUUCUAAUGGCCUUGCUCUUGUAGCUGUGGGUACAGGAAUAGUCAUUACAGAACUUCCGUCCUGCCUCUUACACCCAGACGCUAAACAAAACAGCAGUGUGUGUCAUCUUAAAAAGAAAAAAUCAGAGUGACAAAAUGUACAAAUAUCAAGGGCUUUGGACUUUGUCAUUAAUUGCUUGUCUUCAAUAUAUCAUUUGUCAAAUGUGAGCAAACUUUGAUCAUUCAGGUUAAUCAUUGUAUUAUGUGGGAACACACUGUGCUACUGUAUGUUUUUAAAGACUGAGAAACUGAAGGGCUUUUACCCUCCCACAGUAAUACUUUAUUAUGUGUCAUGCCAUUAAUUUGCUGUGGACUUGUGUGCAAGUAGACUUCUCACACUGAACCUGAUUCAGCUGUGGAUGCAAAAUGAUGCCAGUGCUGCAGCCGAUGGGCUGUCUAUUGAGACGCCCUGCGGCUGCAGCUCUAAUUUGCCGUGGUGCGCACAAAGACACACCACAGCCACCCCAGCAGACUUCUGAGCAUACCACGGUUGAUCAGAAUGUCCGAUUGAAUUUGGCUGCCCGGGUCAGAGGAACUGCAUCUACUGAAGCAGUCUAGGACACCGGCAAAACCACUGCCACUUGCACGCAGUCCAGGACACCGGCAAAACCACCACCCCUCGCACCCAAUGUAUUGCAUGCAUCCGUGUCUGAAUCAGACCAAGCAUCUUUAGAUAUAGGAUGCCACUGUCUGUGUAUGAACAGAUAGCUAUAAUCCCUAUCUAGAACUAAAUUUUAUAGUAGGUUAAGUCAUUUGGCUGUUACCUUCACCUGUACACAGUCUUAUAGGCUGAAUCAACGGAGUAUUUGCCUAGGGAUUACCGGCACCACUGUGGUGCCUUGCUCCUAGUGAAUUGAUAGGUGCAUGUUGGUAGAGCCCACUAAAUGACAGCCUCCUCUGUACUGUUGUUAAUCACCUCUAUAUACUGUAUGAGUAAAAAUGCAUAAGCUGUGCUGAUAACAGGUACUUCUUUACACCCAUGUCUACUAAGCAACCUGCAACAGAUGGCAUUAGAGCAGGUUCUGUGGCUGGCUGGCUGACUACAAGCCUACAUUUCACCUGGGUUUAAGCAGCUAGAGAGCCUUUGUAAUUCAUUAGUGUCCCAGUUUAUUGGGAUAGUAUGGUAAGCCUAUGUAUGUGGAUAUGUUGCAGUCUGGUUAAUGUUGACAUUAACUGUUGCAUGUAACUAAUAAUAUUAUAUAGCCUAUAGUACUAAAUAAACUGAAAACCAAGAGAAAUGGACCAUACAGUAUAUUAAGUAGUAGUCAAGGGAACUUUGGACAUGGAUAAGCCACAUUACAAACUGUGUCUGUGCCCAAAGGGAUAGGGCAUAGAUAUGUAAUGGAGAUCAUUGUUCGAUGAUUAUUUGCCUAGUCAGUGGACACAGAAAUGGUGCUAAUAUCUCACUAAAGUAAUGAAGAGUUGUCUGGUAAAUCCGCAAUCUAUUUUCUACUCUAGGAUAUAGCGCUCAGUAAAAUGUGGACCCCAAAUUAUUUAAUCAAUAUUGAUUGGCUCAUAAUGACGCAUGACCAUAAUGCGGGCAGGCAGGUGACCAGUCUUGUCCCAAACAGAAAGUGCUGGUCCUGUGCCGUGCACAUGGCGUUUGUGGAUAGAAGCCCUGCUGCUUGGCAUUCAUGUAUGUGACCAGUUUUUAACUUAUUUUCCUACAGGGCUAGCUGCUUGCAAAAUUUAACAUUGAGUGAGGGAGGAGGAACCUCUUACCACGUUGUAAUAAGCCACAGAACCUGUGUAGAUCAUGUGUCCCGAAUUAAAGGGUCUCUCCCCCCCCCCCCCCCUUCCCCCCAGUAUUGCAGCAUUACUCAGUCAAGUUAAUUUGUUUGUAGUCCAUUUUAAACCUUAUUCUUGUCUGUAGUUGCAUUAUCAGCAAUGUCAUCAAGCUGAGUUGUGCGUUACCUCCUGACUGCAUUGUAUUCAGCCCAAAGUGUAUUGUUAAUAUUACAAUAUGCAAAGUCCUAAGUAAUUUUCAUUGGAUGUUCUUGUCAUCAUACUUUGUUGCUUUAAUACAUUGCUGGCGGCAAAAAUAAGGCCCCUGCUUUCACUAUCUACAUCCUCUUUAAAUCCCAUCUAGCUGGUCAGGAAACACCUGGUCUAAAUUAUGAUCCAGAAGGAACUGAAAUAUCCUGUUCUAGUGGUAGCAACCUUUAGAGAGUUCCAAGUUUUAUUAACUGUUCUCACGCUGAAACGAAUUGGCACAUUCUGCUUAGUGUUUCACAUGACAUGAACUCCUGGGAGUAUUGCUACCCUUCAUAGUUUCCAUGGCAAAUACAUAUUCACCUCAGAAAAUCAUAUUUCUUUAGUCUAUGGAACCUGAAGUCACAUUUAAUCCUUGACAGAAGAGUUCCUUAUUAUUAGUGUGCAUUAGUGGCACAGAAAUGAACUGCUACACUUUUAACAAAUAUAUUUUAAAUCCAUAAGAAUGUCCUCUAUUGCUAUUUCCGCCAUCAAUAUAAUGUUUUUGUUCUAUCGAAUAUCUAAGCCUGUUAGAUACUUAAAAUAACUGUCUUUGAGGCUAAAGGACACCCAAGAUACAGAGUCUCAGAUGGUUUAAAUUGCAUUUAUCUAGAAUAAGUUACAAAACAAAAUAAAGGGAGACAUGACACACGCUGAAUACUGUAUAUACAUAGCCAUGAGGGAAGCCAUUUUAGUAGGAAUUUUGCCUCCCUUCGUUGCUAAUUAUUGCUCCUCGCUGUACUAGUCAUGUAUGGUGCCCAGCAGUGAAGAAAUACUGUAGGGUUUUCAAAACACCAAGUCUGUCACUGAAGGGGUUAAUUGUUAAUAAUGGUUGGAAACCUAUCUGAAGAACCUGCUAUAAAUCCAUCUCCAGCUUUUUCAUACAGUACUGUGCAUUAUUCAGACUGCAGAACGUAAUUUUAUGUUUAAUGUAAACUCCUUUUGUUCUCACCAAGACUUGCUUGUAGCAGUUUUUGACUUCUAGGUAGUUUUUUGUAUUUAGCAUCUUCAUCCUGUCAAAAAAGCACCGAUUUUUAAGGAAUCGUAACCUAAUUACGUGCCUUCUCCCCAUUUCUGCUACUAUUUAUUAGAAAUGUCACAGCUUGUCUGAAAUUUUCAGCACCAGUCUGUCUGUGGUCCGAGGACAGCAUCACCAGAAAAUGGCCACUACACAAGCAAUAAAAUGGUGUUCUCUGCUAGGACAGUUGUGUGAUGCGGGCAUGCCUUUUUUUUUAUAACUGUUACCCUAAGAAUGUCCAUCACGUGUUGCAUGGGGAUGUACUGACAACGGCCUGGAGACAUCCUUCAAAUGUUUGUUUCCUACAGUAAGUGACAGUUUUCAGGGCAUCUCUGCUUGUUCUGAAAUGGAGUCAGUUACGCUGAAGUUUUGCAGCCAGUGCUGCACUAUAAGACUAUUUAUAUAAUCCUCUCCUGUAAAUUGGAAGAAAUUCUGCUUUCUAUAGAGAUUGGACACCUGUACUUGGGAAUCUAAAUCUUGCGUGUGUGCAAAUGGACAAUUUAUAAUGUAUGGAGAGAAAAUAAAAUGGAAAACUAUUUUUGUAUAAUUUUUUUGUGCACCGUACAUUUUCUUGUAAUUUAAGCAAUACAAUUGCUUUUGAUUAUUUUUUUUCUUAUUUAAUGGAUGUGGAUAUAAUGUUGACUAGAAAGAUUUAAAGUUAUUAAAUAUUCAAAAACUAUGCAACUUGA